This is a messenger RNA of Thunnus maccoyii (southern bluefin tuna), 1631 nucleotides long. RefSeq names its product macrophage receptor with collagenous structure (gene marco). The record is from RefSeq and is a predicted model, not a curated record. The coding region runs from base 103 to 1392 and encodes 429 amino acids. The transcript is spliced from 14 exons. Gene Ontology annotation, cellular component: membrane. NCBI's taxonomy places the organism in Eukaryota, Metazoa, Chordata, Actinopteri, Scombriformes, Scombridae.
CUGUUGCAAUCUGGGGGAGAUUCACGUUUUCCUAACGUCAUGUACUGUGUGUUAUAAGAGUAUCUGAUAUAGGAGGUGAAGGUGACUCUGGACUUUGGGAGCAUGGAAACAUCAGUGGACGCGGCCAACGAUCGAGUCUCGUACACUCAGAGUAACCCACUGUUUGACAUGUCGCUCAGCAGGAGUGAUCUCUACAGCUUCCAGCAUGACAAUCUGAAGCCAGCGAAGCCCAGAAGACAGUGGUGUUUGAACAUUGUGGUUGUUUACCUCAUCUUACAGACCCCCCUUAAUGCCUUCCUCCUCUAUAAAGUUUUCAUGUUUGAGUCGCAUUCUGACGCCAGGUCAGAACAGCUGUCGUCCAAUCACAUUCCUACGGGUGAAGAGCAGGGCGAUGGCGACCUCCAAACUCUCAUCCACAACAACACCCAAGAAACCAAGACCCUGAAGGGCCACGUGUGGACCCUUCAGAACCAGGUCAACAGCCUGUGUGGAGAGGAGGGUCAGCUGGACAGGAUGAAGGCCGACCUAAACCUGCUGAACACGAGCACAAACAACCUGGGAGACAAACUGACGGCCAUUAGCCUCAAACCAGGACCUGCUGGACCUGCUGGACCUGCUGGACCUCAUGGACCUGCUGGAUCUCCUGGAUCUCCUGGACUUCGUGGACCUCCAGGUACAAAUGGGCUGGCAGGUCAACCAGGAGAGAGGGGCCUCAAAGGUGACAGCGGCGGCGUUGGACCUCCAGGAAAUAAGGGUGACACGGGACUCAACGGAAAACCCGGACAGCCAGGAGUUACAGGCCCACCUGGACCUCGUGGAUCACCAGGUCCUUCGGGUCCUCCUGGGAAUCAAGGACCAGGUUCAAAGGGAGAGAAAGGAGAUCGUGGGGUCGCAGGAACUCAGGGAGCCAAAGGUGACGUGGGGCCCCGGGGACAACCAGGAAAUCCUGGAACAUCUGGACUGAAAGGAGACAGCGGCAACAUCGGACCAGCAGGUCCACCAGGACCUCCAGGUCCAAGAGGAAGUACUGGUCUAAGAGGCUCCCCCGGACUACAAGGUGCCAAAGGAGCCAAGGGAGAAAAAGGAAGCUCAGAGGGUGCAGUGCGUCUGAUACCGGGGCCGAGCCGAGGCCGCGUGGAGGUGCGGCACAACGGCGCGUGGGGCACCGUGUGUGACGACGGCUUCGACACUGUGGAUGGCAAAGUGAUCUGUAAGAUGCUGGGCUACCAGAGAGCCACUUCCACCUUCACCGCCAAUGCAGGGACUGGUUCGAUCUGGCUGGAUGACCUGCGAUGCACAGGAGUAGAGGCUUCUAUCUUUAACUGCCCUCACAAUGGAAUCGGAGUGAACAACUGCCAACACACCGAGGACGCCGGAUUGCAGUGUGCUUAGACUCAGUUAGGAUUUAACGAUAAAGAUGAUGCAGCCACACACACACACACACUCACACACCCAUAUAUUACUGCAGAUAUAAGCACAGAACAGUGAUGCUAAUGAUGAUGCUCACAGCUGGAUCUCAUUAUAUAUUCAUAAAACACAGCAUAUAAAAUUGCAUUUUAUUAUCAAACACAUUAGCUUAAAUGACAGUGUAAAUGUACUGUAAAAGAAACGAAUAAAAAACUUUCCUGGAA